ACUCAGGCUAGAUACCCCAUACCUCCAAUCAGCCGAAGGGAAGCAAUUAGACAAGAGUGAGUGACAGACCAAGGGGAACAGAUUCAGUGCGGGCCGUAUUUAUCUCCCCCUUGGACCUUCUUCCUCAGAGGCAUCUCUGGAUUAGGGUUUCCUCUUAACCGCUUGAAAGGAAAAACCCUAGUCUCGGAAACUCUCGGAUCAGCUCCUUGUCUUGUUUUUUCUAGUGCUUACCAAUUAAAAUGGCUGAUGGUCAUGAAACUGAUAAGAAUAUUGAGAUAUGGAAGAUCAAGAAAUUGAUCAAGGCACUGGAAGCUGCAAGAGGUAAUGGUACCAGCAUGAUCUCACUUAUUAUGCCCCCACGUGAUCAAAUAUCUCGAGUUACUAAGAUGUUGGGUGAUGAAUUUGGAACUGCUUCAAACAUCAAAAGUAGGGUUAACCGCCAGUCAGUAUUGGGCGCCAUUACCUCUGCUCAGCAGAGGCUGAAGCUUUAUAAUAAGGUUCCACCAAAUGGAUUGGUUCUGUACACUGGAACAAUUGUUACUGAAGAUGGGAAGGAAAAAAAGGUAACAAUUGACUUUGAGCCUUUCAAGCCCAUAAACGCAUCACUCUACCUCUGUGAUAAUAAGUUCCACACUGAGGCCUUGAAUGAACUCCUGGAAUCUGAUGAUAAAUUUGGGUUUAUAGUCAUGGAUGGAAAUGGGACCCUUUUUGGGACAUUAAGUGGAAACACACGUGAGGUUCUCCACAAAUUCACUGUUGAUCUCCCAAAAAAACACGGAAGAGGAGGACAGUCUGCUCUGCGUUUUGCCCGUCUUCGUAUGGAGAAACGGCACAACUAUGUGAGAAAGACAGCUGAGCUUGCCACACAAUUCUUCAUCAAUCCAGCUACCAGCCAGCCAAAUGUUGCAGGGUUAAUACUGGCUGGGUCAGCUGACUUCAAGACAGAGCUGAGCCAGUCAGAUAUGUUUGAUCCCCGUCUCCAGGCCAAGAUACUUAAUGUGGUUGAUGUUUCUUAUGGAGGGGAGAAUGGGUUCAAUCAGGCAAUUGAACUAUCCUCUGAGAUCCUAUCCAAUGUUAAGUUCAUUCAGGAGAAGCGCUUGAUUGGGAAGUACUUUGAAGAAAUCAGCCAGGAUACCGGGAAGUAUGUUUUUGGUGUGGAUGACACACUGAAAGCACUUGAAAUGGGUGCUGUUGAAACACUUAUUGUGUGGGAAAGUCUGGACAUUAACAGGUAUACCCUAAAAAAUAGCUCCACUGGUGAGAUCGUCAUAAAGCACCUGAACAAGGAUCAAGAGGCUGAUCAAAAUAACUUCCGGGAUCAAGCCACUGGUGCAGAAUUGGAGGUUCAGGAGAAGAUGUCACUACUUGAGUGGUUUGCUAACGAGUACAAAAGAUUUGGUUGCAGUCUUGAGUUUGUUACCAACAAAUCACAAGAAGGGUCUCAAUUCUGCAGGGGAUUUGGUGGUAUUGGGGGAAUCCUUCGCUACCAGCUUGACAUGAGGUCAUUUGAUGAGAUUUCUGAUGAUGGAGAAAUUUACGAUUCUGAUUAGCAAUCAAUCAACCCUUACUCAAUGCUGGUGCAGAAGGAAACUCUAAACGACUGCACCGGGUAUGCGAGUCAAUUGCACUCGCCACUGCUAUUCUAUUGCUCGUUAAACAGAACAUUGAGGAGCUUGUCUGUUUUCUGGAAUGGAUGGUACGUAGUAUGGUUGUGGUAUUUCCGUAUUUGGCGAUGGUUUUUGCUGGACGAACAAAAUUACAGUAUUUUUUUGCUGGGUUGGAGGAGAUUAUAGGUAGUAGGAUUACUUUUGUUAUAGUGUCAUGAUCCAUUAGACACUUGCAUCAGUAUCUCGAAACCUUUUCCUUUCACUAGUUUAUGUUAUACUAGUAACAUAGUUCAAACACUACUAGUAACAACAUAUUUCACCUUGGAGUCUCGCCUCUUUGUUCUCAUUUGUCUUGAGUUGAAGCGUGAUGUUUCUCCUUAUCUUGGGGGGAGCCAUAAAGAGUUCUGAAAAGUAGUAAAUGUUUAGUUAAUGCAGCCUAUGUUGAUUGGUUUGUUUCGGAUUCUACAAAUUUCAAAGCCAGCAUCUGAUGAUUCUAAUCAUUUAAUACUUUAAUGGAUAGACUUUGUGGAUCGCUCAAAUUUCGAAGGCAGCUCGAGUUACGAGUCUAAUGACUAAUCGUUUGAGGGCGGUUUGUGAAUCAUCGCUAGCCAUUCCACUAUCUGAUCCGAAUCCGGAUAACCUGUACUCUCGGUCAUGCACAUUUUUCUGCACUCCCAAUCAUGUCAGCUUGGCACGGGUUCUAACUUCAUACAUGUGACAGUGAGCAAUUUUUAUAAGCACGAGAGAGACGCGUAAGUAGAAAACGGAGAAGCUGAUGAACGAGAUUACUGUUUCUCUGCAACUCCUAUGGUCAAGUUAGAACUUGAGGUCGUUCACUUUAUUUGGCCAAGUUAAAAGCACAAGAUUGCUUUAUCCUACAGGUUGCAUCUUUCUGCUAUUUCUAGGCACUGCUGUGCCUUACUUUAUAUUAUCAUUCAUGUUUCAAUUUGAUUCUCCUGUAAUACAAAACAAAAGGAGCAGUUAAUGCACGGAUAUGCUCA
This is a messenger RNA of Nelumbo nucifera (sacred lotus), 2608 nucleotides long. The record is from RefSeq and is a predicted model, not a curated record. Lineage: Eukaryota; Viridiplantae; Streptophyta; Magnoliopsida; Proteales; Nelumbonaceae.